AUGUUGGAUGUAAGAGAGGUUGAUCCUCGAAGAAACAAGACACUCAUUCGACCUUACUGUCGAGGCACUCAUCCAGAAAAUGUUGCAGAGUACGGCACUGAAAGGAGGCAAGACCGUCAUAAUUUAUGCAUAGUCCCUGUGCAAUUUGUAAAACGUGUUUAUAAAAAGCGAAUGUCACUCAUUCCUCUAACUGUGUAUGACAAUCUACGUCGUGCAUGCUGUUCUAUGUUCGCUAGUAGUUCACGAACAGAUCACAGCGCAAUAGCGGAUCGAAUCAUCGCUAACGCGUCACUGGUGGACGUGCUACGAUGGCGCGGUGUUUCGCGACAGUUCCGUAUCGCGGCAAAACGUCGUCUUUCGCGUUAUACAACAAUUCAUGUUCGAGUAUAUAACGAUUUAUGUAAACUAUAUGAACGAAAAUCUUCAAAAGAUUACGCUUUCGCAAUGGACUAA
Molecule: messenger RNA, 453 nt
Organism: Angiostrongylus costaricensis
Lineage: Eukaryota; Metazoa; Nematoda; Chromadorea; Rhabditida; Metastrongylidae
Source: the annotation of a GenBank genome assembly